AUGUUUUUAAAUAUGUUAUCAUUGCCUGUUCUCUAUGGUUUUGACUUAUGACAGCCCGAGUGAAAAAAUCAUUGCCUGCCGAAAAUGUACAGAUUUACAAACCAAAUAACAAAUCCUAGCUUAGUUUUGGUCAGAAAACAAAUUGGUGAUGGAUCAUGUUCAGCCCUUAUAGUAAUGAGAUCACCUCAUCGGAGGAAUGCAUCAGACAAACAUUCGGCAAAAGUUCCCCCAAAAUCACGUAAAUUACUAUGGGGGACCCUUGGUGCUUCGCUUCUCACUGGUACAGCUGUUGUGUAUGCCAAGCACAGCCCAGAAGCAAGAAACUGGUUGGAGUCAAAUGCCCCCUGGGCUAACAACUUUGUGGCCCUUGUCUACCAAGAGAACACAACUUAUUGGCAAUUCACCUUUAACCAACUGAGCAAAGCAACCUCCACCAUCACAAACUUUAUGUUUGGAAAGGAAGGAGUAUCCCCUAUGGAUUUCCAACAACGUUCAGAACAAGAUAUUGAAAAAGAUGCUGCAAGGGAUUUUGCUAAGAAGACUUAUGAACUUCCACCGACGAAGUUUGAACCAUUGUAUGUUGAAGAAAAACAAAUGGAAACUCCUGAAAUUGAAACACCAGCAACCCUCGUCCAAACGGAAGCCUGUGAGCCUCACGAAGCCCCACCAAUCAGGAUUACAAAAGACAUGGUGGAAUUAGAACAUGAUAUGCACGAGAACACUAAAUCGGCCAUAGACAAUUAUAAAAAGGCAACCAAGUUCUGUGCUGAAUAUAAUAAGGCACUUUAUAGGAUAAUAGAAGCGCCGCUAGAAGAUUUAGACAAGAAGCAAUUCACAUCUCUUCAAGGUGCCGUAAACGAGCGCAACGCAACCGUUGCUAAGGCCAAGGAGACGUCUGCGAAGGCUAAAUGUGCUAUUGAGACCCUGGACCGUAUGAUAAAGGCUGGCGUACAAGCUCCGCCAGAGAGCAUCGCGGCCACUCAGAGGUACAUCAAGCAGUUCAGAGCGGACCUGUCUCAAGCUGAAAACGAAUACAAGGAGUGCCUGGAGAAGGCAGUUCUGUCAGAUAAAUAUUGGAAUAAGGUGGAAGCUGCCCGUAAAGCAUACAAAGACGAAUUACAAAUGUUAUUCCCGGGAGUCAACCUCGCUGCCCGCAAACUAGAACUUAAGGGCGACACAGAUCUACUCCUGCUAUACACAUUGAAACAGGUACAAUAUCUACAAAACGAAAUAGCGGAACUACAAACUACAAGAGAUUUGAAAAUCAAGAGGGCGAUUGAGUGUCACGACGAACAAGCUAUCAUAGAAGCGAAAGUAGAAGAUAUGAUAAAGAGAGAGAGACUGGAGAAAGAAAAAGAGUUCCAAAAGAAGAGCUUAGCUGUUCAGGCGGAAGCGAACAGAAAACUAAAGGAGCAACUUAAGAAACAGUUUGAAAUUCAACAAGAAGUGUUGCAAGAUCAGCUUUCUAGAAAAGAAAAAGAGGUUUUGGGUAAAUUCAGCCGUUCAGUAUCGGAACAAGUCGAGAAAGAACGCGUUGUGUUCAAACGUGAGCUCGCUACGAUGGCUGGGAAACUAAUGGCCAUUGAACAGACUCUAAAACAGCGAGCCAAAGCGGAAACGGAAGCCCGUCGCUCCCAGUCCUUGUGGGCGGCAGCGGAAGCCUUACACGCCGCCACACGUCGCACUACCCAACACGCGUUACUAACACACGAGAUCACAGCGUUGGAGAAGGCCGGUAAAGACGACAAACUGGUGCAAACAGUGCUUCAAGGAAUUCCCAAGGAAGUCAGGGAGAAGGGAAUUGUCACUGAGAAAGCGCUACGGGAUAAAUUCGAUACGCUAGAGAAGUCGGCUGUGAAAGUGGCGCUAGUGGGUCGGGAAGGAGCAGGGUUGCCAGUUUACUUCCUGUCAUGGUUGCAGUCCAAAUUACUUUUCCAAAAGUUUGCCGAAAUCCCAAAAGACGAGUUGGACAACCUCCCAACAGACUUCACUAAAUUGGACACAUUUGAUAUAAUACAAAGAGCCAGAUAUUACAUGGACCACGGCGAUCUUUCCUCAGCCCUACGUUAUAUAAAUCUUUUACAAGGCGCUCCAAGGGCAGUAGCCAAGCCUUGGUUGGACUCAGCUCGCAGACAUCUUGAAAUACGACAAGCGGCGGAAGCUGUCAUGGCGCAUGCCUCUGUUUCUGGUCUAUUAUACUUGUAGGGUUGCUAGUGAUAAAAACUAGAAAUUCGUUUUAUGUUAUCGGAAAUCGCUGUUGAUUUUUAAUUAUAUAGGCCUAGUAUCAUGUGUUCUGAUAAAGGCAAAUAUGUAAUUAAGUGUAUGAAAUAUCUCUUAUAGGGUUCAAAAAUGUGUAUAUUAUUAUAUAUAUUAACUAUGUGGAAAAAAUUUCAUAUGCUUUGAAUUAGUCAAACUUUAAUGAAAAAAUAUUAAAGAUGCAACUUUUGUUUAAUGUCACCAAAAUUACACUACUUGACUUUUUUGGAACCUGUUGAAACUAGGUCUAUCUAAUUUAGAAAAAACAGUAAAUAAUUUUGUAGGCGCUGGUUUGUAGUUAAUGGUCGCCGGUUUCAUUUGUUUUCGGUGCGCUGUCGCCAGA
Pieris napi is the source of this 2599-nucleotide messenger RNA. RefSeq names its product MICOS complex subunit Mic60. NCBI's taxonomy places the organism in Eukaryota, Metazoa, Arthropoda, Insecta, Lepidoptera, Pieridae. The transcript is spliced from 18 exons. The coding region runs from base 85 to 2205 and encodes 706 amino acids. Gene Ontology annotation, biological process: cristae formation. The record is from RefSeq and is a predicted model, not a curated record. Gene Ontology annotation, cellular component: MICOS complex.